AUGGCAGGGUACAGGGCGGAGGACGACUACGACUAUUUGUUCAAGGUGGUGCUGAUCGGGGAUUCCGGCGUGGGGAAGUCGAACCUGCUCUCGAGAUUCACCAGGAACGAGUUCAACCUCGAGUCCAAGUCCACCAUCGGGGUGGAGUUCGCCACCCGCAGCCUCAACGUCGACGGCAAGGUCAUUAAGGCCCAGAUUUGGGACACGGCCGGCCAGGAGAGGUAAAUAUGCGGCGGCGGAUGCCUCGUUCUCGGUUCCCGAGGUCCCCAUUUCCCUGUUUCUGUUCGUGAUUUGUUGUUUCCCCUCUUCCUCGUCCAACUGCUUGUCACAGAGCGAGAUGGAUAGCAUCGGUGAGUUGAGUUUUCCAGGGCAUCGAGCUUGUUUGGAUCUUGACCGACUUGAUCUGCCGACAUAUUUCUGUUGCCUCAGAUCCAGAGUCUUGCUGUCUCUUUCGUGCUUGCUUCUCUAUCCCCAUGCCUCAAUUCUCGAUCAUUCCCUCUUAGAUCUCCGCGUUAGAACCCUAGAUUGGUGAUUUCUUGAACACCGUGGCCGAUCUGUUGCAUGCCGUGUCACGACAUCCCUGGAUCCAUAAUUGUCUUACCAUUGAAAGUGCCGCGACACACUGCUUAGUCCAUACUCGCAGAUUCUACCUCAGAGGUGUUCGUCGGGGUGGGGAAAUCAAAAUCAUUCAGCUGUUCUUUCCGUUUCUACCUCUGUUCAUUCUUCUUUUCGUAACCUUGUUUUCACUUCUAUUGAAUGAUGUUCUUACGAUCAAAACCAAAUCUGAUUUUAUUUUCUUGGCGUAGAAACGAAUCACAGAAUAGAGAUUUCAAAACAUCAGAGUGACUUGGUUCAUUCGUCCCUAGGAGGGAUAAAUUCAUGGCAUUAAUGAUGGGAAAUUUUGAAGAAAAGCUCUUCUCCUGAAUCCCUAGCCUGUCUUCUCCAUACUCUCCCCCCUUCCUUCAAAUUCUCCUAGCGCUGAAAUCAAGUUUAUUUUUUGAUUAUUUUAGACUGUUUAUUUUUUGAUUAUUUUAGACUGUUUAUUUUUUGGAUUAUUUUAGACUGUUCUUCAUCCUGUGUGAUGGGCUUGCUGGAUCACCUUUGGAAUCAUCCUGACCAGGCGCCAGCCUCACUGAGAAAAUCCAUAUUAGUAGGCAUAAGCUGGUGAAUCGAUCGUGUGUAUGCUCAAUAGAUCGAUCAGGAAGUGAAACUCUCUGUAGCAGGGAAGCUGAUGAAAAGUUAUUUUUCACAUGAUGAGUUUGCUGAAUUAUUGUUUUUGAUGAUUUAUUCAUGAAUUAGAACCAAAGUCUGGGAAUGAAAAUCAGAAAUCAUGGGUACCCAUUUGUCUGGAUUACCACGAACGAUCGGCGAUGGCUUACAGGGGACUGAGAAACCCUAAAUCCCUCCUUCCUCCUGCUGUUGUCUCCCGAGUGCAGGUACAGGGCGAUAACCAGCGCGUACUACCGGGGCGCCGUGGGGGCGCUGCUGGUCUACGACGUGACCCGGAGAACGACCUUCGAGAAUGUGGAGCGGUGGCUGAAGGAGCUGAGAGACCACACAGACCCCAACAUUGUCGUAAUGCUCAUCGGCAACAAGUCGGACCUGCGCCAUCUGGUCGCCAUCCCCACUGACGACGGCCGAGAAUUCGCCGAGAAGGAGUCGCUCUACUUCAUGGAGACCUCCGCUCUGGAGGCCACCAAUGUGGAAUCAGCCUUUGCAGAGGUGCUCACCCAGAUCUACCGUAUCGUGAGCAAGAAGGCGGUGGAGACGGGCGAUGAUGCUGCCGCCGCUGCCUCGGCGCCUGGCAAGGGGGAGAAGAUCAACAUCAAGGACGAUGUCUCCGCCAUGAAGAGGCCCGGCUGCUGCUCUAAUUAG
Spirodela intermedia is the source of this 1875-nucleotide messenger RNA. The record is from the annotation of a GenBank genome assembly. Lineage: Eukaryota; Viridiplantae; Streptophyta; Magnoliopsida; Alismatales; Araceae.